Molecule: messenger RNA, 2310 nt
Organism: Endocarpon pusillum Z07020
Lineage: Eukaryota; Fungi; Ascomycota; Eurotiomycetes; Verrucariales; Verrucariaceae
Exons: 2
Coding region: 1-2310 (769 amino acids)
Biological process (GO): lactate metabolic process
Molecular function (GO): L-lactate dehydrogenase (cytochrome) activity
Source: RefSeq, a predicted model, not a curated record
AUGAACCAUUCGAAUGAGGAGCAGAGCAAUAAGCUCAGCGGCGCAGAAGUAGCAAAGCACAAUUCUCGAGAGUCAUGUUGGGUGAUAGUGCACGGAAGAGUAUACGAUGUCACCGAGUUUAUGCCAGGUGAGGAAUCCUCAUUCCAUGUUCUUACCGUUCAAUUGGCUCAUCUUCAGUCAGAACAUCCCGGCGGCUCAAAGAUAAUCCUCAAGUACGCAGGCAAAGAUGCUACGGAAGAAUACGAACCUAUCCAUCCCCCGGACACUCUCGAAAAAUACCUAGCAAAAGACAAGCACCUCGGACAAGUCGACAUGUCAACCGUCGAAAGAGAAGAAAAAGAAAACGACCCAGAGGAAAAAGCGCGUCAAGAACGAAUCAAACACAUGCCAAUCUUAGAACAGUGCUACAACCUCAUGGACUUUGAAGCCGUGGCCCGCAGAGUCAUGAAAAAGACAGCAUGGGCCUACUACUCAUCGGGCGCGGACGACGAAAUCACCAUGCGCGAAAACCACUCCGCCUACCACAAGAUCUGGUUCCGGCCUCGGGUGCUCGUCGACGUCGAGAAAGUCGACUUCUCCACCACCAUGCUGGGCACCAAAGUUGACAUCCCUUUCUACGUGACCGCCACCGCGCUAGGCAAACUUGGCAAUCCCGAGGGCGAAGUGAUAUUGACCAGAGGCGCCCGCAAACACAACGUCAUCCAGAUGAUCCCAACGCUAGCCUCCUGCUCCUUCGACGAGAUCGUCGACGCCGCCGAAGAUGGGCAGGUGCAAUGGCUCCAGCUCUACGUCAACAAGAACCGCGACAUUACGAAGAAAAUCGUCCAACACGCCGAGGAACGCGGCUGCAAAGGCCUAUUCAUCACCGUCGACGCUCCACAACUAGGCCGGAGAGAAAAGGACAUGCGUUCCAAAUUCUCGGAUACAGGCUCCAAUGUGCAGAACACCGGAGGCGAUAACGUUGACCGGUCCCAGGGCGCCGCCCGAGCCAUCUCCUCCUUCAUCGACCCGUCCCUAAGCUGGAAAGAUAUUCCCUGGUUCCUCUCCCUCACCAAAAUGCCCAUCAUCCUCAAAGGUGUCCAACGAGUCGAAGACGUCCUUCGCGCGAUCGAAUGUGGCGUGCAAGGCGUCGUCCUCUCCAACCACGGCGGCCGCCAACUCGAUUUCGCACGCAGCGGGAUCGAAGUUCUCGCCGAGGUCAUGCCCGUCCUCCGCGAACGCGGCUGGGAACACAGGAUCGAGAUCUACAUCGAUGGCGGCGUGAGGCGCGCUACCGAUAUCAUCAAAGCGCUGUGUUUGGGCGCCAAGGGCGUCGGGAUUGGACGCCCGUUCCUGUUCGCCAUGAGCGCCUAUGGGCUGCCGGGCGUGGAUCGCGCGAUGCAGCUGCUGAAGGAUGAGAUGGAGAUGAAUAUGCGGCUGAUCGGGUGUAGUAGGGUGGACCAGCUGAACCCGACGUUGGUGGAUACGAGCGGGUUGAGCUUGCAUGCCACCACCGUGCCGAGUGAUACGUUAGGAUUGGGGGUUUAUGAUCCGUUGGUGUCUCCGCAGGAGAUGGGGAAGGGAGAAAGAGAAGGCAAGAGCGAGGAAGAGGAAGAGGAAGAGGAAGAGGAAGAGGAAGAGGAAGAGGAAGAGGAAGAGGAAGAGGAAGAGGAAGAGGAAGAGGAAGAGGAAGAGGAAGAGGAAGAGGAAGAGGAAGAGGAAGAGGAAGAGGAAGAGGAAGAGGAAGAGGAAGAGGAAGAGGAAGAGGAAGAGGAAGAGGAAGAGGAAGAGGAAGAGGAAGAGGAAGAGGAAGAGGAAGAGGAAGAGGAAGAGGAAGAGGAAGAGGAAGAGGAAGAGGAAGAGGAAGAGGAAGAGGAAGAGGAAGAGGAAGAGGAAGAGGAAGAGGAAGAGGAAGAGGAAGAGGAAGAGGAAGAGGAAGAGGAAGAGGAAGAGGAAGAGGAAGAGGAAGAGGAAGAGGAAGAGGAAGAGGAAGAGGAAGAGGAAGAGGAAGAGGAAGAGGAAGAGGAAGAGGAAGAGGAAGAGGAAGAGGAAGAGGAAGAGGAAGAGGAAGAGGAAGAGGAAGAGGAAGAGGAAGAGGAAGAGGAAGAGGAAGAGGAAGAGGAAGAGGAAGAGGAAGAGGAAGAGGAAGAGGAAGAGGAAGAGGAAGAGGAAGAGGAAGAGGAAGAGGAAGAGGAAGAGGAAGAGGAAGAGGAAGAGGAAGAGGAAGAGGAAGAGGAAGAGGAAGAGGAAGAGGAAGAGGAAGAGGAAGAGGAAGAGGAAGAGGAAGAGGAAGAGGAAGAGGAAGAGGAAGAGGAAGAGGUAGAGAUUUAG